UGACACUCUUCCUUGAAACCGAUUUUUCUUGAUUUGCUCGGACUGGAGAAAGUUGGGGGGAGAGGAAACAGAGGAAAAGGGAAGGGUUCAGAAAGCGGCAGAGGAAAGGAAAAAGGGCAAAAGGAGAAUCAAAAUUCUCAAGUGAUUGGGUGCGUGCUGGUGUCGGUGGGUUAUUCGACUUGAUAGGCAUAGAUGAGCAUACCCAUGUCGGUGAGGCACUUCCUGCCUCUCACCACCGCCGAUUUUCCCUCCAAAUCCCAAUCCCUUUCUCCCAGUUUCAGCAGCAUUUGCAGUAGUCCCUCUUCCUAUUCCUUCAAUGGGUUCAUUGCCCGAAAGACGUCGACUUCUCCUCCUCCUCCGCCCUUCUCUCAUUCGUUGGUUUUUGGCUGAUGAUUUACUAGCAGGGCCUCUGUUUUUAUGUACUGGUAUAGUGGCUAUGUGGAAGCACGAGGAAAGAUCGAGAUUCAAACAGUUGGAGUUUUGAAGAGGCCAGUGAAAUGCGGAUGUUUGGGUCUGAUGAAGAUGGGGGAGUCCAAAUCCCGACCCAAGCGCAGUCUGUUGUGGAAGGAUCUGGGGCAGUGCUAGUUUCGGAGAUGAGACCAGUCCCUGAUGUGGAUUAUUUACAGGAGUUACUAGCCAUUCAACAGCAAGGGCCUAGAUCAAUUGGCUUCUUUGGGACAAGAAACAUGGGAUUCAUGCACCAAGAGCUCAUCGAGAUUCUCAGCUAUGCCAUGGUUAUCACUAAAAACCACAUAUAUACAUCAGGAGCAUCUGGGACUAAUGCAGCUGUUAUUAGAGGGGCUUUAAGGGCCGAAAAACCUGAACUUCUGACUGUUAUUUUGCCUCAGAGUUUGAGCAAGCAGCCCCCGGAGAGCCAAGAAUUAUUGGCCAAGGUGAAGAAUGUCAUAGAGAAGCCUCACAAUGAUCAUCUUCCUCUAAUCGAAGCAAGCAGGCUGUGUAACAUGGACAUCAUCUCGCAUGUACAGCAAGUCAUAUGUUUUGCAUUCCAUGACAGCAGGUUGCUCAUGGAGACAUGUCAGGAGGCGAAAAAUCUUCGGAAGAUUGUCACUCUAUUCUACCUGGACUGAUCGCGAACAAAAGUUUUGAUCUGUGUACAAUGUUAUUAUUGAGCAUCUGCUAUUGUUUGACAUACAGAGUCUUCAUCUAUAGGGGUGUAAAUUCUUUAGCAGGUCAACAUGCUCCAUUCUCUCUCUC
Molecule: messenger RNA, 1215 nt
Organism: Punica granatum (pomegranate)
Lineage: Eukaryota; Viridiplantae; Streptophyta; Magnoliopsida; Myrtales; Lythraceae
Source: RefSeq, a predicted model, not a curated record